Molecule: messenger RNA, 2504 nt
Organism: Marasmius oreades (fairy-ring Marasmius)
Lineage: Eukaryota; Fungi; Basidiomycota; Agaricomycetes; Agaricales; Marasmiaceae
Exons: 5
Coding region: 132-2039 (635 amino acids)
Biological process (GO): intracellular signal transduction
Source: RefSeq, a predicted model, not a curated record
UCACCCUUACUUAGCACACACCUUUCCCCCUCGCCUCCUCCCCCUCCCUCUUCUUCAUCUUCUUCUCUCUAUUAUCCUUGUGUAAAGUCUUAUCUGCUCACUCUCCUCUUUAAUCCUUUCCUUCAUCCACCAUGCCUUCCGAUACCGAGCCCCAGGCAUCGUCUCAUAUGAUGAAGACCACAAAACGCGGGAGGCCCUUUCUUAAGGACACGUUGGAUCUCUUUGCAACGCUAAUCGUGUCGCUGCAACUCGGCCCGCACAAGCAAUUCUUCCGCACAUUCUCUAAUUCCUUUUCAACGGACGAAGCCGCGCAAAACCUCGCAUCGCUCAAAUUUUCUCAGUCUAAUCGUGGGCCGGAUCCCAGAGAACCUUCUCGAGUAGUGACGACAACGACUACAACCACCUUUUCCAUGACAAGGGAAAUGGCCAAGGCCAUGAGUCAACACUUCAUGGAUGCUCGCCUCAUCGAGAACGCCGCAGAUCCUUCCUCUAAUCUGUUCAAGGACAGGGGUAUCUACAUUCUCACCCCAAAGGGUCUUCACGUCUUGGAACGCUUCAUCAGCAAGAAUGGAAUCAAUGCUGAUCAUCUACAGGAUGUUUUCAUCACACAGCCCAUCUGCAUCAAGCUGCUCCAUCUAGAGCGACGGUCUGUUGAUGAUGAGAUCAUCGUCACCCAGUCCGUUAUAACGGCCCUCUUCCGUCGCUUCGUUGGUCGUCAACCAAACUAUACAUCACAGACAAGUCAACCACAGGAUGCUUUCCAACGUUAUAACGAAAGAGCCAAAGGUGUCUCGUUGAUGGAUGUUACCGAGCGUGCGCAGCCACUGUUGGGCAAAGGUCAACAGCAUCACAAGUACUGCUUUGCUGCAGUCACUGCUCUUGAGUGGCUCUGUGAUUUCACGUCUGUGGUUGGCCGAGAGGAAGCUGCUGAGAUGGCAGCGCAGUUUGUUCGCUUUGGGCUGAUUACACUGGUCAGCGAUAAGCGGAAGAACAACGAUUCCGCCAUCAUUUUCACCGUUCGCGGCUCAGCCCCUGGUGGAAACUCUCCAGUUAGCCAACACGGAGAGUUCCGUUGUACAGCCAAGGCCAUAUACAAGAUUACAGACGAAGGUCGGCGUGUAGCCAAUUGGGACAACACGAGAGGUGGAGUUCAAGACUCGCCAAACGCAUCGUCGGCCAAUCUGAAUAAUGAGCGCUCUUCUGUGGACAAGACCGCUGAAGGUGAGAAGAAGGGCCUUGAUGCCAAGAUACACAGACGGAUAUCUCUUGCAGAGAAGCUCAACGCCAACUACGAAGCAACGGAGAAGAGGAAUACGAAGGAGAGCAAUACAGAACGUCUACGGUACAUUCUUGAGGAGCCUAGUCUGCGGUCGCUAUUCCGCGAGUUCCUCCGAAACAACUUCUGUGAGGAGAACUUGUCGUUUUGGCUCGAUGUCCAGGACUUCAAGCGGAAGUUCAACAUCACUUCCAGUGCUGUUGCCGUCAAUCCACCACCUCGCGCUGGAACUCGGACAACCCCAGGCCAGGCCGCUAUGGAGCGUCACCACGAAUCAUUGAUUAACACCGCUUUCGUUAUCUACAACACCUACCUCGCACCCUCGAGCCAGUGCGAACUUAACAUCGACCAUGGGCUCCGUAAUGAGCUCGUGAAGUACUUGGAAGAUGUUGUCACCAACCUCAAUGGGAAGGCAUUCCAGGGUCGGGUGGAGCCUGAGCAGGCCAGCGCUUUCAAUGCCACGCAGCUGCAGACGAUGAUUCGGUUGUAUGAGAGGAUACAAGUCCAUGUUUUCAGGCUGAUGGCUACGGAUUCCGUACCUAAAUUUAUCAAGACUCCGAAGUUCCUCGCGAUGAGGAACUGGGUUGAGGAUUUCGACCCUACGGACGAUGAUGUACGGUUACUCGCAUCUGCUCCUUCUCAGCCCCCCGGCCUGAAUACGGAGGAAACUGGUGGUGCAUACAUCACUAUCUCUCAACAUGCUAGUGAGCGGGAGCAUCGUCAGCAGCAAGCACAACAAUCUACCCCUUCACUGCCGCAGUGAUCGUUGACCCGUGCUGCGUUUUUUUUUGAUUCAUCGCGAUUCACUUCCCUUGCAUGGUUCUAUCGGACGUCUGAUCAUGGUUUUCGCAAUCGCUCGUGUGGUAUUUUUGUACGGCAUCACGCAUUUCUUGAUCUUAUUCUCUGUUUCGACAUCAUCCUUAUGCGCAUCCUCCUUCUACACGCACUGGCUAGGCACGUCUACCCCGAGGGUUCUUUUUCUUUAUAUUCUUACCGCCUAAUGACUUGAUUUUUUCCCUAUGUUGAUAUUGCUUCAUGCCCCUCCCCCCAGUGCGUGAGUCUGCUAUGUCCCAUCCCUUCACUCGGUCUUGUGCUAUUUGUAUGAACUACUACAUUACAUCGCACUCUUUAAUAGAACUGUCACUGUCAUUUAACUUAAGCUAUUGUUGCAUUUAUAGGCAGUUUUUUUCCCCUUAGUUUAGCAAUAAAUUCGGAUAUUUUUCUGUAA